This is a messenger RNA of Cetraspora pellucida, 1911 nucleotides long. NCBI's taxonomy places the organism in Eukaryota, Fungi, Glomeromycota, Glomeromycetes, Diversisporales, Gigasporaceae. The record is from the annotation of a GenBank genome assembly.
AUGGUACAAGAAACUAUUACAGACGAGAAAAUUAAAGAUAGUCAUGAUGCUAAUGGAAAACUUCAUGAUGAAGAAGAAAAUCAAAUAUUUAGUGAAGAUGAUGUAGAAGAAAUGAUAUCAGCUGCUGUUAGCACGAACGAUGAUCCAACUUUACCUUGUUUGACUUUUCGAUUUUGGUUGUUAAGCACCUUCUUUACAGGAUUGGGUGCCUCUAUAUCAGUAUUCUACUUCUUCCGUGCAAAUGGCGUUGCUUAUUCUAUGUUCUUUGUGAUACUUGCUUCCUAUAUUAUUGGAAAAUGGAUGGAUAAAAUCUUUCCGAAUAGGAUAUUUCGUAUUGGAAAGUUUGAAUUUAAUUUUAAUCCAGGUCCUUUUAACUAUAAAGAACAUGUGUGCAUCGUCGCUGCUGCUAAUGCUGGUGGUCUUAGCGCGUAUGCUGUGGAUAUUAUCUCAAUUCAAGAAUUAUUCUAUGCUACUGAAGUCAAUUUCUUAAUUGGUUUCCUGUUAUUAAUUAGCACACAAAUGCUUGGAUAUGGACUUGCCGGUUUUGUUCGAAAAUGUAUUGCUUCUUUGUUAUGUCUCAUGGCUCCAAAUAAUAAUACGGCUAAAAUAUUGGGAAGUGCUCAAAGAGGUGCCGGAAUGCUUACUUUUUCUUUUGACUGGAACGCUAUUGGACAAAUUUUUCCCUUAUAUACUCCAUGGUGGUCUCAAGUAAAUUAUAUGACUGGUGUUAUUUUAUCAAUAUGGGUUAUUGCUCCGGCAUUCGAUGCCCAAAAAUUCCCCUUUAUGUCAUCUCAUACAUUUGAUAAAAAUGGAGAAACAAGCAUCAUUGAUCCAGCAACCGGUGCUCUCAAUGAAACUGCAUAUAACAAUUAUAGUCCUGUGUUUAUGUCUGCCGCAUUUGCUAUUUGUUAUCUCUAUUCUUUCUUGCAAUUUCCCGCAACUCUUAGUCAUGUGAUACUAUUUCACGGAAAGGAAAUUUGGCAUCGAUUCAAAAAAACUCGCGAGGAAGAAGAAAAAGAUGAUAUUCAUUGCAAAAUGAUGGCUGCCUAUCAAGAGGUACCAGAUCUUUGGUAUGCUGGUAUUUUUGUUUCUAUGUUAGUUGUCGCAAUUAUUCUUGGUUAUACAACCGGUGCAAAUUUACCUUGGUGGUCUUUAUUGCUUGCUGUUGCUCUUGCUAUGCUCAUGGUACUUCCGAUAGGAGUUAUUCAAGCCGUCUCAAAUUGGCCAAUUGGUUUAAAUGUUAUAAGUGAAUUGGUGUGCGGUUUUCUUUUACCCGGCAAUGCUAUCGGAAACGUAUACUUUAAAACAUAUGGACACAUGUCUUUGACUCAAUGUUUGUUAUUUGUUCAAGAUUUAAAAUUAGGUCAUUAUAUGAAAAUUCCUCCAAAAAGCAUGUUCAUAUCACAAAUAUGGGGUACAUUGAUUGGUAUAAUUUGGGCUGGUCUUAAUUCUGAAAUAUUCAAUACUGCAUCUAUAGUGUGGGGAUUGGUUGGACCUGCAAGGACUUUCGGGUCUGGCUCAAUUUAUAAUGUACUCCUUUGGGGUUUCUUAAUUGGUGGCUUUUUACCAGUACCAUUUUAUCUACUUCAUCGAAAAUACCCAAAAGCAAGAUUCAAUCUCGUGAAUAUGCCUGUGAUAUUAAACGGUCUAACUACUUUUCCCGGAACUUAUGCAAAUUUCAUGAUCACUGGGCUUAUUACAAGCUUUAUGAGUCAAUUUUAUGCUUUUCGUUAUAAGAAAAGAUGGUGGACAAAAUAUAAUUAUGUAAUGUCUGCAGCAUUUGAUGCCGGUGCACAAAUCAUGACAAUAGUUUCCUUCAUUUUGCUUACUGGUGUUGUGCAGGUACCAUUUCCAACUUGGUGGGGUAAUGAUCCGUCAUCUGAUAGUGAACAUUGCUUUACUGCUAGUUAA